GGUAAAGUUUUAACAUUCACUUGGCAUUAUUUCAUUAUCAGGUCAAUCAUAUUGCAGAAAUGUCACGACUUGAUAACAUUGACGCCUUGGAAAAGCAAUUAGCCGAAUUACAAAUGGCUAAAGAUUUAAACACUUCCGGCAAAGUUAAAAAGGUUCCACCAGCUGUACCGCCAAAAAAGAAAGCUCAACCUCAAGUUCCGCACAGCGCUGUCGUGAGUGCUAUUUGUGAGCCAUCAUAUUCGUCAAUGAUCAUGCCACCGACCAACAAUAAUACAAUGUACAGCAGCAGCAAUACACUCCCGAGUAAUACGCGUCCUCACAUUCAUAAAGAUUACGCCAAUGUUAACCAAUUAAAUCUAUCAACAUUCAACCAUGCCUAUAGACAAAACUUACCUUUGCCAUCUAAGGCUUACAAUGCAACAUACAGUAAUAUACACCCAUUCAGAAGCAAUGAUAACCUGCCUCCAGUGCCUCCGCCACCACCGCCACCUCCUCCACCACCAUCAAUUGCGAUCUCUACAUCAAAACCCUACAAUGGAAGCCAAAAUAAUGACGAGUAUUUGCCGCCACCAUCACCUGUAAGUUCUAACUACAGUGAAUUAGUCAGAGCCACUGCAAACUUGAAUUACAAUCAGGAAAGGCCAAAUUAUCCGCCCAUAUAUCAGAACGAGUUUCCUGAAUACGGAGCUUCCCAAUCAUCAACAUAUGAGUCACUUUAUGAGCCUAUUAACCCACGUCCUCACAGCAACUUGUCAUCUCAAUCUAAUUCCAUGCACAAUUAUCGCAAUAACUUGUCUAACACAAGCAAGUCACCGCUUCAUAAAGAAGAGGAGGUUGAUGCCUUAACUAAUCUUCUUGUAAAAUCUAUCACUGAUAGUCAAGACUUAGAUGUGUUUGGAACAUGUGUUAAAUGCGACGGUAAAGUUAUAGGUGAAAGUUCCGGAUGCACAGCCAUGGGAAAUAUGUAUCACGUCACAUGCUUUUGUUGCCACCGUUGCAAUGUGAACUUACAAGGAAAACCAUUUUAUGCUGUGGAAGGUCAGCCGUACUGUGAAACUGAUUACUACGAAACAUUAGAGAAAUGUUCUGUUUGCGACAUGCCAAUCCUAGAUCGGAUUUUGCGCGCUACUGGGAAACCUUAUCAUCCCAAUUGUUUCACUUGUGUUGUGUGUGGCAAAAGUCUGGAUGGAAUACCAUUCACAGUGGAUGCAAUGAAUCAAAUUCAUUGUAUCGAAGAUUUCCAUAAGAAAUUUGCACCGCGUUGUUGUGUUUGUGAGUUGCCAAUAAUGCCAGAAGAAGGCGAGGAAGAGACUGUACGUGUGGUAGCUUUGGACCGCAGCUUUCACGUCAGAUGUUACCGAUGCGAGGAUUGCGGGCUCCUUCUGUCCUCGGAGUCAGAAGGCCGGGGAUGUUAUCCACUUGAUGAUCAUAUUCUUUGUCGAAACUGUAACGCGCAUCGUAUCCGUCUUCUUACAAAUGUUAUGACAACUGAUCUUUAAAUUAUUUCAAUCUAACUAUAUUUCAAAUAUUAUGUAGCCUCAUGUAAGCAUAGCCUUUUUAAUUGUCAGAAAAUGCUUAUAUAACAUUUAAUAGUAAUUUAUAUAUUUUUAUGGAUAUUAUAAGAUUUUUAUAUGACUAUUUUAUUUGUUAGAUUAGUAAAUACCUACAUAUUUUCUAGUGAUAUAUACAGUAGUUAUUUAUAUUAUGAGCCAUUGUAUUCUAUAAGAAGACUGUUAAUCAGAGUAAUAUUUUGUCAAUUUUAUUGUAAUGUUAGUGAAUUAUGGAAAAUAUUUUAAUUGGUUAUUAUGAUAAUUGCGGCAUGUGAUAAUCGCGACUAUACUGUUGUGUAUCUUCUAUUUAUGAAGCAUUAUGAAUGCUGUAAAAUCAUUUACAUAUUGACUAUGUUGUAUUUACUAUACCUAUUUAUAAUGUAGUUUUGUGGCAGCUUUUUUUUUCUUUAAUAAAUGUUCUUAUAUA
Helicoverpa zea (corn earworm) is the source of this 1977-nucleotide messenger RNA. Its product is annotated as lipoma-preferred partner homolog. The record is from RefSeq and is a predicted model, not a curated record. Gene Ontology annotation, cellular component: focal adhesion; stress fiber. NCBI's taxonomy places the organism in Eukaryota, Metazoa, Arthropoda, Insecta, Lepidoptera, Noctuidae. The transcript has a single exon. Bases 60 to 1499 code for a protein of 479 amino acids. Gene Ontology annotation, biological process: cell-cell adhesion.